AUUUUCAAAUAAAAUCCAAGAUGAACCCUCAACAUUCUUUUGGAUACAAUGGGAGUAAAUUUGCUAUUGUCAAUGAGGACUCUUUUGCGUACAUCUCAGCGAACUCGGUCUGCAUAUGGAAUACAGCCACGAAUAAGAAAGAGUUUAUCUCAAACAAGAAUGGAUAUACCUGCGUUGCUGCGAAUUAUAUGAAGGGAUUUAUUGCCGCUGCAGAGUAUGGACUUAACCCUAAUAUUCAUAUUUAUAAGUAUCCUGGAAACCAACUUGUUGCUAAGUUCCCAGCAGAGACUAAGAUCAGGUGCCAGGACCUUGAGUUUUCCAGAGAUUGUACUAGAUUGCUGAUGAUUGGAGACAAGCCUGACUAUAAGAUUUCAAUUUAUAACCUCGAAGAACAGAAGUUCCUGACUCUAGAUGAGAAACUUGUCGAUAAGCAAUAUCUGACAUGUGGAUUUAACCCCUCUGAUCCAAACCAGUUCUUUGUGUCAAGUCCUGAGAACCUGGUGUUCUACAACGUAAUCACUAAUUCCUAUAGAGAGGUCGUUGAAGAUGAUCAGAAGAGGAUUGAAAAGUGCGAGAGAUGCAACCAUAUUAUCUAUAAGCCUCCUACUGAAGAUACUAUCUAUAAGGAUAUUAUUUGGGAUCCUUAUUCCAAGCUAUAUAUCGCAACUGACCAGAGGACCCUCCAUCAAGUCGACUUUAAUGGAGAAGAGAAGAUGAAGAUAACUCUAGAAGAUGUCCCAAGAAGUUUGAUUCUUACUCAAAAGCAUUUGAUUGUUGCCCUUGACAACAAUAAACUACUCUGGUACAUGGCUCUGCCUCCAGAAGAAACAGCCCAGACUCAGCACCUUCUUUUGAAAGAAAAGUUGAUCCAGCUUCGUAAUGAAAUUGACAAGAACUACUUGUUCGAAAAUGGAGGCAUCAGACACAUGAAGUAUACCAAGAACUUCAAGAGAAUCAUCAUUGGCUGCGAUGACGGGUUUCUGUCACUUCUUCCGUUGGAAGCAGAAGCUUACAACUACGAAGACGAAGAAGAUGACGAUGAUGGAAGCGUCAAAGAAGUGAAGACAGUACAGACGCAGCUCAUGGAACUCGGAAAGUUCCACACUGGAGCCAUCAGUGGAAUCAAAGAGUUGGGAGAGACCACCCAAGUUGUCACUGUCGGGGAAGACAAUCUUGUAUGCAUCUGGGAGGCAACCAGCGGAACUUGAGUCUACAGGGAACAACUCAACUGCAAACUCACCGCGCUUGAAGCGAGCGAAGAUGGAAGCAAGAUAUUCAUCGGAUCUGAUGGUGGAGUUGUGCGGAUUUAUGAUAUUUCGAACAGGUGACUGCCUCGACUCGUGAAAGUGCACAAGCUCUUCCACUCUGCUAUCUCGAAGAUCACCAUAUCUUUCGACCAGAGAAUUGUUGCUGUGAGUUCGAAGGAAUCCAAGGAAGUGUGCUUCUUCUACCAAAGCGAGAAGCAUAGCUUCCAGUUUAUGUGUUACCUCGAAGGCAGAGCCAGAAUUCGGGAUAUUUGCUGGAAUAUCAAAGACAGAGAAAUGAGGAUCCUGUGUCUGCAAGAAAACUGUGUGUUAUUCUCUGCUCGAGUGAGCGUAGGAGAUGUGUCGAACAUCAGGGAGCCUUUGCCUGAGGACGUGUCAUUUCCAUUGUACAGCAAAGUAGACCUCGGCUCAUACUCAAUAAGCAGUGACCCCGAGAGUGGAGAAAUAUAUGUAGCUAACGAAGACAAGUUCUUGAAAAAGUACGAAAGCCCUGGACACAAAUACCACGAACUGAACUUUGACAAACCAGCAAGUGCUCCUCUGGAAGAGUUCCAGUCGCACGGAAUCCGCACAACGUGCUUCGAUUACUCUGAUGAAGCUGACUUCAUGGCUACUGGAGGCAAAGAUGGAAACAUCAUCCUCAGAAACAGAAGAAGGCUUAACCAGUUCAGCGAAGUAAAAGCACACGCUGUAUUCAACGGGGGAGUAACAGCCCUCUGCUUCUCAAAGAAGAGAACCACUCUUUACACAGCUGGCGGUGAUGGAACAUUCCUAGUGUGGCCAGUUGGAGCCAAGCCUAAUCCCAACCAGUCGGUUGAGCCAGCAGAUUUCUUCUCGUCACCAGACCUGAGCAAUAUCCCUCAGAUCGACAACGAGACUGACGACUCAGUGAAGUAUUACAAAGAACUAUUACAAGAACAGUUCUUAGAUUCUGAAAUUCCUCGCAAGAAAGAGUUCAAAGCUGAGAUUUCGAAGGAACUCGAAGACAUCAGGAGUCACAUCGUAGACCUGGUCGAAGACAACAGGAAAGCCCAGGAGAUCGAACAGCUUGAGAGACACGAAUUUGUGAUUGAUGUCAAGAAGAAGCAGUCAAUGGAACAAGAUGGAUGGCAGCAAAGGCAACUCAUCACCAAGCAAGCCAAGCGUAAGCAACUCGAAUACGAGUGUCUCAAAGAAAGAGUCAAGUCCGCAACUUGGAGCACCAUGGAGACUCACUCUACAGCCUGCAUUUCAUUGGACAGUGACUUGCUGCUGUACAACUAUGGAAUCAGACUGAGGACUCCUCUUGAAAAGAAAACACUCAACAGAGUGCUCCAUUUCAGGAGAAUGGAGUUGAGACAGCAGAUCACUGGAAUGGAAACACGGGCCAACAAGAUCCUUGACCAGAGCUUGUUCUCGAACCACGAUGAAACCUACAUUAUGAACAGAAUACGUGGAGUCCAGCAUUACGAAGUUGACGAGGAAGCUCCCAUCAUUACUCAAGCCAAGAGUGCGACCAAGAGAAAGAACAAGAUUGCUCAGCAAGAAGCCUCCAAGUCUACAGCUGACGGAGCAUUGAAGAAGGGCAAGAGAAAACCCAAAGUUGACUUGAACCAGUUCCGCCUCGGAGCCAACAAACCCAAGCUGCUUGACGAAGACGACUUCGACGACAAACUCAAAGACAGAGCCCAGAACAGAGACGAGUCCAACAUUGCAGAGUUGAGGUGGAAGAUUGUCACCAAGAAGAAAGAACUCGAAGACCUCAAGAAAGACAUCCACAUUCUCGGAUCAUGGGACUUGCUGUACGAACCCUCUGACCUCUACACUGAUGGAAGAAAGAAAAUGCAGAUUGAGAUGCUCCAAGACGUUGUGUUCGCACUGAAGCAGGAGUACAACAAAGAGUUUGAGCGUUUCCAGAGGUUCAAAGAUGACCAGAUAUUUGCCAUCCAAGAGAGAAGUAACCGCAUCACUGAGAUCUUGGAAGACUUAAAGAGAGAGGAAGAGCUGUUCCAUCCGAGAACUCACCCUCUGGAGACUCCUGCAAGCAUCCUUGAGGUCAAACCAGAAGAGGUCACAGUUCAGAAAUAUCUUACUGCUGAGGAACGAGCUGUUGAAGAUGAGAAACACAGAAUCGAACAAGAACGACUUAAAGCUCUCGAAGGUGACAACGUCGGUCAGCGAGGAAUCAAGAACAUGCUUGGAGGCACCUACGAACUCAAGAAAAACAAAGGCAUCAUGGAGGAAACCCUCGAGAGAGAAGAGUGGAUGAGCAAGCCCAUAGAAGACAUGACUGAAGAUGAGAAACUCAAGUUCAAAGAGUUCCAACAACGAGAGAAAGAACUCCAAGAAGAAAAAGACAAAAAGAGAAAGGCUUGGGACCAAGAACUCAAGAAGAACAGAAUCGAAAUUGAAGAGAUCUGUUUCAAAUUUGAAGAUGAACUCAAGAAAAUUCAUAAGAAGCGCCUUUACUAUGAUAUGAGAGUGUAUGAGCAAGAACUCUACAUCAUCAGACUCACUUUGAUGCUGCAUGAAAACAAAGAAAUUAAACAAGAAGCCGCACUCAUUGCAGAGAAGAAAGACAAACUUGAGCAAGAGCUAGUUGAGUCCAAGAACACCAUCAACAACUUCCAGCGGAUGUACGAAGACUUCGACUCAGAGUUCAAGGCCAGCAGUGCCAUCGCAGAGCAAGAGAAGGGUCUCCGAGACUUGUUCCCUAACGCUCCGUUCAGACAAAUCCUGGCUUUUGUGAGGAACGGAGGCAAGGCAGCCAACAGAGCCAGAGGCUUCAGAGGCCAGACCGAAGAAAACACUCUAGAACAAGAAGCGUUGGCACUGCUCUGCAAACUCGACCCCUACAUUAUUGUCGAUGAGAACGCUGUCAAAGCUAAGUUUGAACAAGAAAAUGUUAAAGAAGAAUACUCUUAUGAUCGAGACAAGAUCGUCAACCUGACUCCCGGAGAGUUCGACACUCUUGUCCAGGAGCGAGAGAACCGAAACAAAAUCGACAAAGAACGCAAAGGAAUGGAGCAAGAAAUUGCCAACCUGAGCGGCCACAAAGAGUUCUGUGAGAUCAACGCCAACGACCUCGAAGAAGCCUACGAAGACAUCAAGGCCAGCCACACCGAGAUUGAGAGCCGCAUGGAGAAACUCAAGUACAACUUCGAGGCGGUGGUCUACAUGCUGCAGGGGCAAGUGGAAGUAGCACAGGCACCGGUGGCAACAGACUACAAGGACGCAAUACUGGUCAAUACAGGCGUUAUCGAGGACGAAAACAAGAAAGUGGUUCAAGAAGGAAACACUAAUGUCAAAUAAACUAGAAGAGAUUACAAAAUUCAAGAGAAAACUGAACCAUGAAACUUGGAAGAAUGAUAAACUUAAACUCGAGAUUAAAGACUUGUUGGAAAGAGCAAUUGAUGUCCAGCUAUACAAGGUCACCAAAGACACCCAAGAAAUUAUCAAAGGAAACCAUAGAACCAAGGAUGAGGACGAGAAGAAGAGGCUUGAAGACCAAAUCAACAAUCUUCAGGAAAAUGCUGGCGCAAGGAUAGAAGUGAUCAACAAGAAAAAGAAGAAACUGAGAAAGGAGAUUAACGAAAAGAGGAAAGAAAACAAUGAACUCGAGACGAGAGCAAGAGACCUCCAGACGAAUGUUGACCAGAGAAAUUUGAUUAUCGACUUACGUUCCAAAGGUCCAAGUGGAGGAGGAGAUGACAGACUCCAAGACCCCAUCAAGAGAUUCAAAGAAGUUGCUACCGUCAGAAAAUACAAAGAGAUUGUGGACCAACAGAAGGAGGAAAUUGAAUUCUUGGAGGACGAACUUGAAAGAUUCAGAUCAAGAACAUUCCCAUCCUUCGCCAACAUGCAUGCCAGACAAGACUAUGCCGAUUAGAGGCGCACUUUGGCUUUAU
Messenger RNA from Moneuplotes crassus, 5152 nucleotides. Lineage: Eukaryota; Ciliophora; Spirotrichea; Euplotida; Euplotidae. The record is from the annotation of a GenBank genome assembly.